Fundulus heteroclitus (mummichog) is the source of this 2460-nucleotide messenger RNA. Its product is annotated as solute carrier family 41 member 1. Gene Ontology annotation, cellular component: plasma membrane. Gene Ontology annotation, molecular function: monoatomic cation transmembrane transporter activity. The transcript is spliced from 11 exons. Lineage: Eukaryota; Metazoa; Chordata; Actinopteri; Cyprinodontiformes; Fundulidae. Gene Ontology annotation, biological process: monoatomic cation transport. The record is from RefSeq and is a predicted model, not a curated record. Bases 261 to 1718 code for a protein of 485 amino acids.
CAUGCGCACUGGCUCAUACGCUGCAUAUGCACACAUGAGGGGCCUAAUGUACAAACGUAUAUGAGAAAAUGGCACUCAGAUCACACAGAUAGCCUUCAUUUAGAUAGAGGAACAUACACACAGAGCAUAGCAGGCGUACAGAGUCAUUUCUGAGAGAUUGGACCCACCUUGGCUUUUCACAGACUCAGCUUGACGAGCUAAGGCUGAAGACAAAAGAUUAAAUCAACCCAACACGCCUUGUGAAAACCAGCCCAGCCGCCAUGCCCGGUGACGAGAAACCACAACAGGCCCGGCACAGGAAGAAGAACAAAAAGUCUCGCUCCAAGGGGAAGAGUCCUGGUGGGAGUCCCAGUGCUCAUCUUCAAGACCUUUUAGACGCACAAGAUGAUCUCUUAUCAUCCAGUCUUCUCCAGCCUCCUCCUAAAAAGCUGCCAGAGGAGAGGCCUAAAGUUGCCAAAGUGGAGGAGGAGUCAGCCCUAGCGAUCUGUCUUCAGGUCCUUUUCCCCUACCUGCUGGCUGGGAUGGGGAUGGUGCUGGCUGGGAUGGUGCUGGACAAUGUACAGCACUGGGAGGUGUUCACGGUGAUAACUGAGGUUUUUAUCCUGGUUCCUGCUCUUGUUGGGCUCAAAGGAAACCUGGAGAUGACCCUGGCUGCCCGGCUCUCCACUGCUGCCAACACGGGCCAAAUGGAUGAUCCCGACAAACAGUGGACCAUGGUGUGCAGCAACCUGGCUCUUAUUCAGGUCCAGGCGACAGUGGUGGGAUUCCUGGCAGCGGUGGCCGCCAUCUGUUUAGGUGCAAUCUCAAGGGGAGGGGUAGAACUGGAUCAGGCAGCCGUCCUGUGUGCCAGCAGCAUUACCACUGCCUUUGUAGCUGCUCUGUCCUUGGGCCUGGUGAUGAUCGGAGUGAUCAUAGGCUCCAGGAAGGUGGGGAUCAACCCUGACAACGUGGCCACGCCCAUUGCUGCCAGCCUGGGGGAUUUAAUCACGCUGUCCCUGCUGGCUGGGGUCAGCAGCACGCUCUACGAGUAUAGAGACAUCUGGUACCUGUCCCCCCUGGUGUGCCUGGUGUUCCUGACUCUGAUCCCACUCUGGGUUGUGUUGGCCCGACAGAGUCCACAGAUCAGAGAGGUUCUCCGCUCAGGCUGGCAGCCUGUUAUAGUAGCCAUGUCCAUUAGCAGUUUUGGAGGCCUUAUACUGGACAAGACAGUGAGUGACCCCAACUUUGAGGGGAUGGCUGUCUUUACACCUGUUAUGAACGGAGUGGGUGGAAAUUUGGUGGCCAUUCAGGCCAGCAGGAUUUCAACAUAUCUGCACUUCUGGAGCAUCCCAGGUGUACUGCCCAGCAAAAUGAGCCAACACUGGCCCAAUCCAUGCGUCACCUUCUUCUCUUCAGGGGUGAACUCGAAGUCAGCACGGGUGCUGCUGAUGCUGGUCAUACCUGGGCACCUUGUCUUCCUCUAUGCCAUCUCUCUGCUGCAGGGAGAUGAGGCUCCUAUCAGUGUAGCCUUCACCAUUUGCUACCUGUGUGCUGCUCUGCUCCAGGUGGCCAUCCUUCUUUAUGUUGCUGAUCUCAUUGUCCGUUUGAUGUGGAGAAGAAGCCUGGACCCUGACAACUUCUCCAUCCCCUACCUGACAGCUCUGGGGGACCUGCUGGGCACCGGUUUCCUGGCCCUCUGUUUCCGCUGCGUCUCACUCAUUCAGAGUUUGGGCCUGUGAAGUUUUUCCCCGCCACUAACUGAACACCGAGACGACACACCUGUCUUAUUGCGCCACCUUUGCUUUGUUCUAAAACAAUUCUUAGAGUUUCUUUCAAUCGUUAUCACAGAUCCAGUUCAAACUGAAGCGUUACAAGUCCUAGCCUUUAAUCUCUCACUCUAGCGCCUCCAUGUUCUGCUUUGUCUCAGUGCUUCAUUUGAGAGAGCAUCUGCCAUAGCACUUAUACAUGCUGAUAGAUUUCCGGCACUUGGCUCUGUUUGCUAGAUUACCAUCAGUUGUGUCAGUACGGAGAGCAGUUGGUCUGUUUAAAGUCAAGUCCUCAGUAAAAUAUUCCCAGUGAUCUGCCCAUAAACCGUGUACGCUGGAGGACACACAGGCAUAUGAGAAGAGUUCAUAGUUUUUAUCAUGAUUGGUACGCGUGUAAUUCCUGGUGCAGUGGAUGAGGGAUGUUUUGUUAUCUUGUCUAAAGGCUCUUCGCUCCAUUGCUAUUCACAGAACUGACUUUAAACACGAAGGAUGAUUUGUUGUAAUUUUAUUGGAAACCUAAAGGCCGUCAUCUGGUGACCUCAACUGCCCAACGUUCAUCCUGACCAGCCUGACUCAAAAAUCUGAUCUUUUUUCAAUCAGUGAACAUACAAUCCUCUGUGUAGAACUUGCUACCAUGGUAAGAAUACACAGCUUAGUCUGUUUUUAUUGUCAGCCAAAAUGCAGGGGGAAGAAUAAAAGAUUUUAGCCGAUUUUA